AAUCCAACAAUAAUAAUAAGCACACGAAGAAAUCACAGAGAAGAGAAGGAGAAGGAGAAGAGAAGAGAACCCUCUUAUCAUUGAUUUCCAAGACACCAUCUUUAUAUGUUGUUCAAUUCCAAUCCUCUCUUUCUUUAUAAACCAAUUACAACAAAAAAUCUAUUAACCAAUCACAUCUCCACAAUCUCCUGCCCUCUUUCUCUCUUUCUGUCUUUCUCUCUCUCUCUCUAGAUCUGCCUUUAUUACAACCUUUUUUUCCCUGUUGGAACGCCUCCCCUCCCCAAACCCCCAUUGAUUCUCUCCCAAUUAAACCCUUCAAAUUUAUGGGCUUUUCUCAGUUCAAGCCCUUUGAUUGAAGGAUUUUGCAAUUUUUUUUCUGAGAUUGGCAAGAUUAAUAGUUUCUUGCAUAUUGAUAUGUUUAUUUGGUUUCUGAAACUUCUGAUGUGGGGUUGGGGAUUAAGGAGACAAUGACUAGAACCAAGAUUAGCUUUUGAUAGAGCUGUUGGUUUCUGAGGACUAGUUUGAUUGCUGGUCAUUGGGGCGCUAAUAUGUGAGUAAUGGUAUCAAAUACACUGAUGAGGAUUGUUGCACCUUGUUGGAAGCCUUCUGUUGAGGGUGAUAGUUCUAAUAGAGGUGGAGAUGCUAGCGGUCGUGCUGAUGGAUUGUUGUGGUACAAAGAUUCAGGUAACCAUGUAAAUGGGGAGUUCUCAAUGGCAGUAAUUCAAGCAAACAAUCUGUUGGAAGACUGUAGCCAACUUGAAUCAGGUCCAAUGAGUUUGCUUGAAACAGGCCCUCAAGGCACUUUUGUAGGAAUCUAUGAUGGUCAUGGAGGUCCAGAAGCUGCUCGAUUUGUAAAUCAGCAUCUUUUUGAAAAUAUCAAGACUAUUCAUGGUGCAGAAUUUACAUCAGAGACUCAUGGAAUGUCUGCAGAUGUUAUCAACAAAGCAUUCUUGGCAACAGAAGAGGCAUUUCUCUCUCUAGUACAGCAGCAGUGGCAAGAUAAACCUCAAAUUGCUUCUGUUGGUUCAUGUUGUUUAGUAGGUAUAGUGUGUAGUGGACAUCUAUACAUUGCAAAUGCAGGGGAUUCUCGUGCGGUGUUAGGAAGAUUGGAUAACAAGGAGGUCAAAGCUGUUCAGCUAUCAUACGAACACAAUGCAAGUAUUGAAUCUGUGAGGGAGGAAUUGCAGUCAUUGCAUCCCGAUGAUCCACAUAUUGUGGUUUUAAAACACAAGGUUUGGCGUGUGAAGGGCUUGAUCCAGAUCUCAAGAUCGAUCGGUGAUGCCUAUUUGAAGAGGGCAGAAUUCAAUAGAGAGCCUCUGUUAGCUAAAUUUAGAUUGCCUGAAUCCUUCAAUAAGCCGAUUCUUAAAGCUGAGCCAACAAUUUCAGAACAGAAACUCGAUCCUGAGGAUCAAUUUCUUAUAUUUGCGUCUGAUGGCCUAUGGGAGCACCUAAACAAUCAAGAAGCAGUUGACAUUGUCAACAAUUGCCCACGUAAUAUGGUUAUCAUUUCACCAGGUAAACAAACAGAAGGGUGUUGCAAGAAAACUGCUCAAAGCCGCCCUUCGUGAAGCGGCAAAGAAAAGAGAAAUGAGAUACUCGGACCUGAAAAAGAUCGAUCGUGGCGUGAGGAGACAUUUUCACGAUGAUAUCACUGUUAUAGUUUUGUUCCUUGAUUCAAAUCUAAUCAGUAGCAGCAGCUCCUGCCGGGGGCCUCUGAUUUCGAUCAGAGGAGGUGGUGGUACUCCGGGAAAUUUCAUCACAUAGGUAAAAGAGGUUUGAACUCCAUGAUGCUUAAUCCUCAUUUCUUCAUUUGUAUCAAGAAAUUUUUUCCCCCCAAAGAGGAGAGGUUAAGGAAAGAAUUUUCGCAUCUUCGUUUUACGAUUCUCUAUUGUAUAGCCACGCUCCUUAGCUGAUGAGAGCCUUCCAUAGAUAUUAGACUUGAUGCUUUAGGAGAAGGAAAAGAAAAAAAGGAAAAUUCUGGUUAUUUGCAUAUGAUGCUUGAUAAGCUACUACUCAUUACAGCUAUGAUUUUACUCAGUCUUGUCAAGAACUACAAAAAAAAAGAAAUAUUUGCCAUUGAAGUGAAAUUCAUCUGAUGAAAUAUCAGUUUCGUUCA
Manihot esculenta (cassava) is the source of this 2116-nucleotide messenger RNA. RefSeq names its product probable protein phosphatase 2C 38. The transcript is spliced from 6 exons. Bases 558 to 1568 code for a protein of 336 amino acids. Gene Ontology annotation, biological process: protein dephosphorylation. NCBI's taxonomy places the organism in Eukaryota, Viridiplantae, Streptophyta, Magnoliopsida, Malpighiales, Euphorbiaceae. The record is from RefSeq and is a predicted model, not a curated record. Gene Ontology annotation, molecular function: protein serine/threonine phosphatase activity; cation binding.